AUGGACAUGAACGACAAGAUGGAACUCCUCAAAGUUCGUCCACUCAUCUCAUUAUCACGCUCAUAUCCGAUGCUCCAACGCCUCACUCGCUCUGCUCGUCCAACACAAAACAGGCAUCUUUCUCUCACGACUCGCAAAUCUCGCGUUUGCUUGCAACACCAACAAGUAACAAGUCCACUCCGUUCGCCAGCAGAACUGAAUUUCAGAAAGCAAUUCACCCGACGUGUAGAAGAAGCUCAGCAAACGCUCACAAUCACUGACUUACCACCUGAACUCCACCACAGCAUCAUCGACUUUCUCGACCCCAUCGAUAGUACGUGUCUCGGGUUGGCAAGCCGCUACUUCUAUACCCUUCAUCGACGACGACAUGGCACUGUCCAGCUCGCCACGAGACGUCCGAGGCCGGACCACCGAGAAUGGGCACGGAGAUCAUCAUCCGCUUUGUCGGCCUUCAGGUCCAUCGACGCAACAACGGCGAUGACUGUGACUGACCCUACGGACGAUGCCACGCUGGCAAACGAGCAACCGAUAUCCCAUCCGCAGCCGCGACCACCCUCCUGCUGCGCAAAGUGUGGGCUCGAGCGCUGUGAACUACAGAGACAUAUCCGAGACUGGUUUCCUCCAGACCACGAAUACUGCACCAUCUCUGAGAAGUACGUGAGAUUAGGCCUUCACAGAGAGAAAGAAGAGUUCUGUCACAGGCGCUCGCCUAGAAAUUCCACCUGGUGUGGGAAACAUCAUCCACGAUCCGUGGCCAAGAAAGUGGCCUGA
Colletotrichum costaricense is the source of this 771-nucleotide messenger RNA. RefSeq lists its product as uncharacterized. Lineage: Eukaryota; Fungi; Ascomycota; Sordariomycetes; Glomerellales; Glomerellaceae. Gene Ontology annotation, molecular function: protein binding. The record is from RefSeq and is a predicted model, not a curated record. The transcript has a single exon. Bases 1 to 771 code for a protein of 256 amino acids.